AACGAAUUGCUUUUGCCGUUCGCCAAUGCUUUACGCCACGACUCAUUUCUCCUCCUUACCAACACCAAUCUUGUCAGCACCCCUCUAAUCCGAAUCAUGGAUUAUUCAACCCCCGUCCAACACUCAUCUAACCGACCCCCAAAAAUAUUGCAGCCAUGCAAAUAUCACCCGUUGACGUUCAAGGAUUCUCGUGCCGAUCACAGGAUCGCGCGCGUGUCAAACCUCCGCAAAAUCAUUGUGACGUAAUGCACGCGUCGUUCUCCGACCCGAAACUGUCAUGCAGUACACAUAACACAAGAGCAUUACGACACAGCAUAUUGAUCCCAUUGACCGUCUACCCCAAUCCCCAUACAAAACCAAUUGUAAUCUUCCCUUCCCUCCUCUCCUCUCUCUCAUACCAAUUCUCAAUUCCACACCUCCAAACCAAAAAUCCACAACUCAUUCAUGACCACCCCUGCCUCACGCACUCUCCGACGCCUCCCCUUCACAGCAACAACAUCCCGCCCUCUCGCCCGUCUCACCCUCGUAAACUCCCACUUCCAAACCUCUCCCUUCUCCACCUCCACCAAAAUGUCACACCCUUCGCACCCUCAAUCCCGCGGCUCCGAAACCUCUGGGCUCUCAGAGUGGAAACAACGCGCCCCAUACCGCGUCCACGAAGCGCAAGAAAACUUCCCCGUGAAAUACGAAGCAAACUGCCACUGCGGUAAAGUGUCGUACCAACUCUCGCGCCGCGAACCCCUCGACAGUAAAUUAUGCCAUUGCACUACGUGCCAGACACAACACGCCGCGCCAUUUCAGUGGGCGGCCAUAUUCCACAAAACGGAUAUCAACUUCACAAACGGGCACCAUGAUUUAGAGUGGUAUGAUCCGACGGAUAAGAGCAUCGAGCACAAGUUGCCGUGUAAGGUGAGGUGCAGUUAUUGUCAUAGUCCUAUCAUGGACGAAGGCCGCAACAUGAUCCUCCUCUUCCCCUCGCUGGUCCACCUCAAAACCGACGAAGACAAGGCGCUGUUCAAACCCCGCUGCCAUAUGUUUUAUGGCCAGCGUGUCAUGGAUAUCCCCGAUGGACUACCGAAAUGGAGCGGGUUGAGCGAUAGCUCGGAUUUGAUUGAAGACUCGCCGCCUGAAAAGGUGAGGGAGCUUGAACGGAAGAGGGAACAGGAGCGGAAGGAGAAGUUUGAGAAGGGGGAGAAUGAGUAG
Messenger RNA from Periconia digitata, 1203 nucleotides. The record is from the annotation of a GenBank genome assembly. Lineage: Eukaryota; Fungi; Ascomycota; Dothideomycetes; Pleosporales; Periconiaceae.